Messenger RNA from Daphnia pulicaria, 628 nucleotides. Its product is annotated as fatty acid-binding protein-like. Gene Ontology annotation, biological process: fatty acid transport. Gene Ontology annotation, cellular component: nucleus; cytosol. Bases 85 to 492 code for a protein of 135 amino acids. The record is from RefSeq and is a predicted model, not a curated record. The transcript is spliced from 4 exons. Lineage: Eukaryota; Metazoa; Arthropoda; Branchiopoda; Diplostraca; Daphniidae. Gene Ontology annotation, molecular function: fatty acid binding.
CCCAGCUCAUAUAGUCAGCUCAUUGCAUCUCGACACCCACCAAAGUGACUUUGUUAUCCUUAUUUUCCUGCGUGCGCAUAUAAAAUGGCUGAACUCUCUGGUAAAUUUCAACUGAGCGAUGCUGACGAAGACAAUUUCGACAAGAUCAUGGAAGCCGUUGGCGUGUCGGAAGAGAAACGGGCCCGAGGCCGAGCUAUGCGGCCGACGAUCCAAUACUCACGCAACGGAGACGAUUACACGAUGACUUACAUCACCGGCGAUGGCAGGGAACUUGCCCACACUUUCCAGCUGGGCGUCGAACUGGACGAGACCACCAUGGACGGACGCAAAGUCCUGAGCACAUACAAGCGCGAUGGCAAGAACAUGAUCCAGCACGAGAAACAAGAAAACGGACUGGUGAUUGUCUACGAACGCGAAAUCACGGGCGACGAACUUCACGUGCAAAUUUCAUGUGGAGAUCUCAAGGCCCACAGAGUCUUCAAGAAGCUGUAAAAAACGCUAUUAUUAAACCAGUCGUAUAAUAAUAGCAAGACACAUAGAAAAUCAUGUACCCUGCAUAAUUUUGGCGUUAGACGUUUUCAACUAUUUUACAUGCAAAUAAAUGAAAUAAUAAAACGUUUAGCGCUUA